Lentinula edodes (shiitake mushroom) is the source of this 1188-nucleotide messenger RNA. Its product is annotated as cytochrome P450. The record is from RefSeq and is a predicted model, not a curated record. The transcript has 6 exons. Gene Ontology annotation, molecular function: iron ion binding; monooxygenase activity; heme binding. The annotation marks the transcript as partial. Lineage: Eukaryota; Fungi; Basidiomycota; Agaricomycetes; Agaricales; Omphalotaceae.
CAUAGUGUCGCUAUAAUUGAACAUAGUGUCCAUGCGAAAUAUAGGCGGAUCUUUUCCUCGCAUUACUCACCCGGAAACAUUGCCUUGCUUCACCCCGAUAUGAAAGCGUCAGCAGAGCUCCUAGUUCAGGUAAUCAAAGUUUUGGAAGCAAAGGAUCGACCUCUCGAUAUAUUUCCUGGCAUCCAUCUUGUGAUGAUCGAUUUAAUCCUAAAAAGCACCUUUGGCCAUGACCAGGGUGCGCUCGAAGCUUGGUCGGAACAUAGCCACGAUAUCAUCAUGUCCGCUAUUGAAGACUACGGACGGCUCAUCCUGAUUCAAGGAAUUGUGCCAGAUUGGUUAUUCGGCGUUGUGCGAAGAUUCCCGAACAAAAGGUGGCAAACAUUUUGUUCGAGCGGCGAUACGCUUUUCAACACAAUGGCUGAAUUUGUCCGGGAGCAGCAGAAGGAGAAAGAUGCAGGACGUAUGGACGAGCGUGAUAAACCUACCCUGAUUGAACGAUUCUUUGCUCACAACGCCACUUGCGCGCCCGCGGACCGAUUGUCAUUCGAAGAUAUGACUUCUGAGUCAAUGACACACUUAUUAGCAGGAGUGGAUGCUAGUGCCGUCGCAGUUGCCUACAUUCUAUGGCGCUUCGCAAGCCAACCUCUCAGCGUCAAGCAGAAGAUCCAAGCCGAACUUGAUAGUGCUAUGCCUGAUGCAGGAGUGAUUCCCGAUUGGAAGACUUUGCACAAUCUUCCAAUUCUAGAUGCGCUUUUCAAAGAAGGAUUGCGGCUUCACGGUCCAAUCCCUACUUUCCUCGAACGUCUUGCACCUAAAGGUGGGCCUCUUGAUCUGCUGGGUUACCAGCUUCCAGCAGGCACCGUCAUUGGUACGCAGUCAUGGUCAAUGCACAGAAAUAGAGGGAUAUUCAAGGAUCCUGAGGAAUUUGAUGUCUUCCGAUGGCUUGACUCGGACCAACCCCAGGACGCCAUGCUUCAAGCCUGGGCACCUUACGGACUGGGAACUAGGAUCUGUAUCGGGCAGCAUCUGGCUCGUGGUGCUAUCAAAACUGUUCUCGCUGCUCUCCUCCGCAAUUUCGACGUUCUUCCUUUCCCAGAGACAAACGAUGAGUCGAUGGAAAUGAUGGAGCUCUUCGGAAUGUUUCCCGUAGGCCUGAGCUGUAAACUGAACUUCCGUUCGCGUGCAUGA